AUGGGGAAGGGCCGAUUGGUCUCCAGAUUUUUUCCAACCCUUGAGUGUAGUAGUCUGUGGAAAAAGACUUUCCACACACCUUCGAAAUUAUAGCAUCCACCCAUGGGUUGCAUAGGUUGGAGUACUCUGAAACAGAGAUUGGAAGAAAAAUCUCAGAGCUACAUCGAAACAGGGCGGAGGGGAGGUUGCAGCUGGGGUGACAAGAGGGUUAGGUGAGAGAUUUGAGGAGGGAGAGCUGUUAAGAGCCUCCUUGAAGGAAGGUCUGCUUGACUGCACUUUUUUGUGGUUUAAAGAUCCUGUUGGGGUGGGUAGGAGUGGCUGAUUAUGAAGCAGGGACGAGGAAGAUUGGGAAACAAGAGAGGGAGGUGAAGAAGAGGUGGGAACAUGGGUGGGAGAUGGUAGUAUUGGGAUGGAACGGGGAGAAGUGGAAGGUGGGGGGGUGGUGAAGGCGGAGGUGGGGUUGUUUAAAAGUGGUGUUGGAAGUUUGUCUGGUGGUUCCGGAGCAACAAGUGGCAUUGGAGCUGAAACUGCCCGUGUGCUUGCAUUGCGUGGUGUCCAUGUUAUAAUGGCAGUAAGGAAUAUGGCUGCAGCUAGGGACGUGAAAGAAGUAAUGGAAAGAGAUAUCCCAUCUGCAAAAAUUGAUGCUAUGGAACUAGACCUCAGCUCUAUGGCUUCUGUUAGAAAAUUUGCUUCAGAAUUUAAUUCUUCAGGCCUUCCACUUAAUCUGCUUAUUAACAAUGCAGGCAUAAUGGCUACCCCUUUCAUGCUUUCCAAGGACGGGAUUGAGUUACAAUUUGCUACCAACCAUUUAGGACACUUUCUUUUGACAAAUUUAUUGCUUGAGAGAAUGAAAAGGACUGCACUAAAUAGAAAUAGAGAAGGAAGGAUUAUAAAUGUGUCAUCACGACGCCACCAGCUAUCAUAUCCUGAAGGAAUUCCUUUUGGCAAAAUAAAUGACCCCGCAGGGUAUCACAGCUUAUCUGCCUAUGGUCAGUCCAAGCUUGCAAAUGUUUUGCAUGCUAAUGAGCUUGCUAGGCGUUUAAAGGAAGAUCGGGUGGAGAUAACAGCCAAUUCAGUUCACCCAGGAGUUGUUGACACUGAUAUUUUUCGCCAUCACAGCCUUUUUAGAGGUCUAGUUAAUCUAGUUGGCCAAUUAAUUGUCAAAAGUGUACAACAGGGUGCAGCAACAACAUGCUAUGUAGCAUUACACCCCGACGUGAAAGGGGUUCGUGGAAAAUAUUUUGGUGAUUGUGAUAUAGCCAAAGCAAGUUCACAGAGUAAUGAUGCUGAUCUAGCAAGGAAAUUGUGGGAUUUCAGCUCAAAUCUUGUAAAGUGAAUUACCUUGUAUAGAGUAUUAAUUGAAAGUGGUAACUUGAUGUUUUAAAGGAGAGGUGUAUCUCAUACAAGUAAAGUCUGACUUUCUUGUUUUUUUUCAAAAAAAAAAAACUGGCUUUCGUUAUAGCUUGCAAGUGCAGUAAUAUAUCAUACUCGUAUAUACUUAAGCAGGUGGUUUGGAUUAGAGGUUUUACAAGUUCAUCAAAAGUAACCUACAAUUACUAGUCUUUGCAACCA
Messenger RNA from Chenopodium quinoa (quinoa), 1572 nucleotides. RefSeq names its product short-chain dehydrogenase TIC 32, chloroplastic-like. The record is from RefSeq and is a predicted model, not a curated record. The transcript has 8 exons. NCBI's taxonomy places the organism in Eukaryota, Viridiplantae, Streptophyta, Magnoliopsida, Caryophyllales, Amaranthaceae. The coding region runs from base 410 to 1336 and encodes 308 amino acids.